Ustilago hordei is the source of this 1698-nucleotide messenger RNA. RefSeq lists its product as uncharacterized. The coding region runs from base 1 to 1698 and encodes 565 amino acids. Lineage: Eukaryota; Fungi; Basidiomycota; Ustilaginomycetes; Ustilaginales; Ustilaginaceae. The record is from RefSeq and is a predicted model, not a curated record. The transcript is spliced from 3 exons.
AUGGACAGGAGCGCAAUCGAGAGCAGAGCAAUCGACAGGAGCGCAAUCGACAGGAGCUCAUUGCAGAGGAGCGCAAUUGACAGGAGCGCAAACGAGAGCAGAGCAAGAGACAAAAGCGCAAUUGAGAGCAGAGCAGGAGAGAGGAGCGCAAUCGACAGUAGUGCAAGAGAGAGCAGAGCGAGAGAGAGGAGCACAAUUGAGAGGAGCGCAAUCGAGAGGAGAGCAACCGAGAGGAGCGCAAUCGGGAGCAGAGCAGCAGAGAGGAGCGCAAUCAAGAGGAGCGCUCACUCUGCUGGAGCAGCACAAUCUAGAGGAGCUCGAUCGAGAGCAGCGCACACUUUGCUGGAGCAGCACAAUCAAGAGGAGCGCACUGCUGAACAGCGCUCACUCUGCUGGAGGAGCACAACUAGCAGCACACUGCUGGACAGCGUAAUUAAGAGGAGUGCACUGCUUGACAGUGCACACUCUGUUGCAGAAGCCCAACUCAGAGCAGCGCAAUCAAAAGCAGAGCAAGAGAGAGGAGCGCAAUCGACAGGAGCGCAGGGGAGAGCAGAGCAGCUGAGAGGAGCUCUAUCAACAAGAGCGCAAUCGACAGGAGAGCAAUCGACAGGAGCGCAAUCGACAGGAGCGCAAUCAAGAGGAGGUCUAUCGACAGGAGCGCAAUCAACAGGAGCGCAAUCGACAGGAGCGCAAUCAAGAGGAGUGCAAUCGACAAAAGCACAGUCGACAGGAGCGCAAUCGAGAGAUGAGCAGCAGAGAGGAGCGCAAUCGACAGGAGUGCAAGAGAGAGCAGAGCAAGAGAGAGGAGCGCAAUUGAGAGCAGCGCAAUCGACAGGAGCGCAACUGAGAUCAGAGCAUUCGAGAGGAGAGCUCACUCUGCUGCAAUGCGCACAAUCGAGAGGAGCGCAAUCGAGAGGAGCGCUCACUCUGCUGGAGCAGCACAAUCGACAGGAGCGCAAUCAAGAGAAGAGCAAUCGACAGGAACUCUAUCAACAGGAGUGCAAUCGACAGGACACAAUCAAGAGCAGCGCAUUCGACAGGAGUUCAAUUCGAAGCAGCGAACACUAUGCUGGAGGAGCGCAAUCGAGAGCAGAGCAAGAGAGAGGAGCGCAAUCGAAAAGAGGGCAAUCAAGAGGAGCGCAAUUGACAGGAGCGCAACUGAGAUCAGAGCAUCCAAGAGGAGUGCUCACUCUGCUGGAGCAGCACAAUCAAGAGCAGUGCAAUCGAAAGGAACUCUAUCGAGAGGAGCGCAAUCAACAGGAGCUCAUUGGAGAGGAGCGCAAUGGAGAGGAGCGCAAUCAAGAGAAGAGCAGCAAAGAGGAGCUCAAUCGACAGGAGCGCAAUCGAGAGGAGAGCAGGAGAGAGGAGCUAUAUCGACAGGAGCACAAUCAAGACGAGUGCAAUCGAGAGGAGCGCAAUCGAGAGGAGCGCAAUCGACAGGAGCGCAAUUCGAGCGCAAUUAGGAGGAGCUCAAUUGACAGGAGUGCAAUCAACAGGAACUCGAUCAAGAGCAGCGCAAUCGAGAGAAGCACACACUCUGCUGGAGAAGCACACACUCUGCUGGAGAAGCACAAUCGACAGGAGCGCAAUGAAGAGAAGAGCAGCAAAGAGGAGCUCAAUCGACAGGAGCGCAGGAGAGAGGAGCGCAAUCAACAUGAGCGCAAGAGAGAGGAGUACAAUCAACAAGAGCACAAUUGA